This is a messenger RNA of Diabrotica virgifera virgifera (western corn rootworm), 711 nucleotides long. RefSeq names its product profilin (gene chic). The record is from RefSeq and is a predicted model, not a curated record. Gene Ontology annotation, molecular function: actin monomer binding. Lineage: Eukaryota; Metazoa; Arthropoda; Insecta; Coleoptera; Chrysomelidae. Gene Ontology annotation, cellular component: cell cortex.
CUGUUGUAGUAUCCCUUUAUGAAGAUCCAAUCCAACCUCAGCAAGCAGCGUCAGUGGUAGAAAAGCUAGGUGAUUACUUAAUUACCUGCGGUUACUAGAGAUAGUGUGUGCCGCUGUAAGCAGCCAUGCCGUGCGGCGAAAAAUUAAUUAUUAUUAAAUUUGUAUUUUUUUCAAAAUAACAGCGAACCGGCAAUGCGUAUACCGAGUGCAUCAUCAUUAAAAAAUACAUGGAAAAAAGUCAUAAAAUCGGACAAUAUUGUAUUUUCCUUUUUUUAUCAAACAAACAACAUAAAAUAUAUAUUAUAUAUCGGUCAAAAUCAUUAAUUUUUUCAUCGUUGUCCAUCGUGUGGUUCCAGUUAUGUUACGAGGGUCAUAAUAUUAAAUUUAUAACAAAAAAAUUUGUCUUUUAAAACCUUUUAUACAAUACGUGACCUCCUAACACGACUGCGCCAAUUUGCCAAUCAUAAUUUAUGACUGUGGUCUCAAUUAUCAUUGUUUUUUAAGAGUAUUUAGGAUAUUUUAAGUUUUUUUUUGAGAGUGUUUCGCAAACUUAACUGAGAUAAGUUUCCGGAACAUGAUGUGAUUUUUUUAAUUAUAAUAAAGCGCAUUUUUCUUGUUAAGCUUUUCUCAUACCAUUGCUAUCUCUAAAAACAUUUGAUACUGAAGAACUUACAGUUUAGGAUUUUUUAAUAAAAAAAUCUCUAGUCCUGC